Onychostruthus taczanowskii (white-rumped snowfinch) is the source of this 3365-nucleotide messenger RNA. RefSeq names its product pleckstrin homology and RhoGEF domain containing G3 (gene PLEKHG3). Lineage: Eukaryota; Metazoa; Chordata; Aves; Passeriformes; Passeridae. The record is from RefSeq and is a predicted model, not a curated record. The transcript is spliced from 16 exons. Bases 109 to 3354 code for a protein of 1081 amino acids. Gene Ontology annotation, molecular function: guanyl-nucleotide exchange factor activity.
GGGCGCUCCCGCCGCUUCCUGCGGGCACGGCCGGGACGGGGCGGGCCGGGACGGGUCGGGGCGGCGGCGGUAGCGGAGCGCGAGCCACCCUGAGCCGGGGAUGCCGGGAUGCCGGUGCCCGCGUGCCCGCAGCGCCCUGCCCUGAGCCCGGAGCCCAGCUGUGCCAUGGAGGAUCCGCCCGGCACCAGGACCGAGGCGUGGGCCGAGGGGCUCCAUAACGCCAACAACAACGCGUCCCCGGGGGGGUGGCCGGCUGCCCGCGGUGGGCACCCCCUGGCAGCUUUCGGGGGUCCCGGGGCCAAGCCCAGCUACCUGGACCGCGUGGUGCAGGAGAUCGUGGAGUCAGAGCGCACCUACGCCCGUGACCUGCGCAGCAUCGUGGAGGGUUACCUGGGCAAGAUCAUCGACGCGGAGGAGCCGGUGCUGCGACCGGAGCAGGUCAGCGCGCUCUUCGGGAACAUCGAGGACAUCUAUGAGCUCAGCAGCACCCUCCUGCAAAACCUGGAGAGCUGUGCCAAUGACCCCGUGGCUGUGGCCGUGUGCUUCGUCACCCGGAGCCAGGAAUUUGCCAUCUACACCCAGUACUGCAACAACUACCCCAGCUCGGUGGCGGCACUGACCGAGUGCAUGAGGAGCAAGGUCCAGGCACGGUUCCUGCGGGAAUGCCAGGAGCGCCUGCGCCACGCGCUGCCCCUUGGGGCCUACCUGCUCAAGCCUGUCCAGAGGAUCCUCAAGUACCACCUGCUGCUCCAGGAGAUCGCCAGGCACUUUGAGCACAAGGCGGGGGACGACUACGAGCUGGUGCUGGAGGCCAUCGACACCAUGACCUGCGUGGCCUGGUACAUCAAUGACAUGAAGCGCAAGCACGAGCACGCCAUCCGCCAGCAGGAGAUCCAGUCACUGCUGCUGGGCUGGAAGGGGCCAGACCUGACGAGCUACGGGGAACUGGUGCUGGAGGGCACAUUUCGGACACAGCGGGUGCGCCACGACCGUGCACUCUUCCUCUUCGACAAGGCCCUGCUGAUCACCAAGCGCCGUGGUGACCACUAUGUCUACAAGAGCCACAUCCCGUGCUCCUCACUGAUGCUGAUUGAGAGCACGCGGGACUCGCUGUGCUUCAGCCUGGCACACUACAAGCAUGGCAAGCAGCAGCACAGCCUGCAGGCCAAGAGCGUGGAGGAGAAGCGCGUGUGGACUCACCACAUCAAGCGGCUCAUCCUGGAGAACCACCACGCCACCAUCCCCCAAAAGGCUAAGGAAGCCAUCCUGGAGAUGGACCUGUUCUACCCCCCACGCCUGCCCCGCUGCAGCCCUGAGCGCCUGAAGAAGAGCUGGUCCUGCCAGCCCCUGGGUGACGCUGCCACCGAGCCACUCCAGGGACGCCGGCAGUCUGAGCCCUUCCAGCACCAGGGGCACACGGAGACGCUGCUGGAGCGGCUGCAGGGACACGGGGGGCGUAGGCAGUCGGGUGUGGACAGCGGACGGGAUCAGGGGGCUCGGGGUGCUGAUGAGUUGGGGGACACGGGGGUGAUGCCACUGUCACCUCCCCUUCCCCCAGAGCCCGCCAAGCACAACCUGUGGCACCUGGGCGAGCAAGGGCUGAAGAACACGGGCAGCGACGGGGCGCUCCUGGAAGUGGGGGAGCCACACCAGCACCCCAGAGCCUGGGCAACGGUUGAGGGCGUGGUGGCGGAGGAAGAGGAGGAGGAGGAAGAGGAGGCUUUGGGCAAGGACUGCCAGGAGGAGCUGCCAGGGUCCAGGGAUCUGCUGUUGGAGCUCCAGGAGGAGCAGGCUGGGGAACACCCAUGGGUGCUGGAGGGACCCAAGCGGCCGAGCAGCUGGGGGCCAGGGAGCUGUGAGAAGGUCAGUGUGACCCCCCGGCCCCCACCCGGGAGUGCCCAGGGACCCAGCACCCACAGCCCUAACAGCAGUGCUGGGGAGCACCCCAGGGUCCCCAGAUCCCCAUCCCUGGUGGGGACCCUGGCGCUGCCCAGUGGGGACAGGGAACCGGAGCACGCUGCGGAGGAUUUGCAGGUGCUGAGCAGUGAGGAAGAGGAGGAGGAGGAGGGGGAAGGAGCCGCCAGCAUCCUGCCACCCUCAGUGCUGGACCAGGCCAGUGUCAUCGCCGAGCGGUUUGGCGGCGGAGGCAGCUUGUCCCGAAGGAGCAGCCUGGCGCUGGAGGGGACCCUGGGACGCACCCCCAGCCACGGUGGCAGCACCCUCAGCCUGGAUGGGGGCCCCCCACUCGAAUCCAUGGAGCCCGAGGAGUCCCGCAGUGCCAUCCCCUCGCCCGAGCCUCUCAUCAGAGCCCGCCGGGAAUCGCUGCUCUCCAACCGGGACCGCCUGCUCCUCGACAAGAUCAAGAGCUACUAUGGCCACGCCGAGCACCGCGAUGCCGGCUUCGGGGUGCGCCGCCGCGAGAGCCUCUCCUUCAUCCCCAAGGGGCUGGUGCGGAGCUCCGUGUGCCGCCUCAAUGGGCUCCCUCGGCCCCCCGAGAGCCCUGAGCCCCCCACCCAGCCCGAGGCACCAGAGCCGUGCCAGGAGAACGGGGCGCAGCCCCCCGAGCCGCUGCUCAUCGUGGAGGAGGAUGACGUGGGCACCGCGGUGUCACCCCCAGGGCCACCCCCGCAGCUGCUGCUGACACCCCCUCAUCUGGGCACCAAGGUGUACCAGCUGGCUCGGCAGUACAGCCUCCGCAUCAAGAGCCGCCGCGCCGGCACCCGCCGCCCCCCGCUGCCGCCGCAGGAGGACGGGGACCCUCCCCCCAGCACCCCUUCGCUGGCUGUGCCGCAGGACGAGGCGCUGGUGGCGUCCCCGUCCCCGCGUGCCCCCCGCAGCCCCUCAAGCCCCUUGGACGCCGAACCCUUCGCCUGGCCCGACGUUCGGGAGCUCCGUGCCCGUUUCGGGGCCCCACGGCCGCCGCUGGUGAGCCGCAGCCGCUCGGCGCCCGAGGGUCCCGGCCGCGGUGGGCGCCCGGCCGGGAAGGAGCGGGGCAGCGGCCGGAGCCGCAGCGCUGAGGCCAACGGGGGCUCCAGCACCCCGAGCCCGGCACCAGCGCGGUACAGCAGUGAUGGGGCGCUGUGGGUGGCGGCCGAAGCCCCUCUGGGCCAGGGGCAGCGGGUGCUGGUGCUGGAGCGGCUGCCGCCGGAGCCCCCGGCCUACGUGCAGAUCCGCUCGCCCACCACGCGGGAGAAGAUCUGCCUGAAGGCGGUGGUGGAGCGCUGCAAAGCCUACCAGGCGUCCGAGGAGUACCGGCGGCGCUGCCCCGAGACCCCCGGCAGCCCCGAGCCGCUGCGCCACGGCCUCGUCAGGGACCUGCGGCAGAAGUUUCAGACCCUCGACGCUGCCAGCUAGGGGGGAACGGG